AGAGACAGAUGAUUGUCAUUUGUUGUGAAAAAGAUGGCGAAAUGUCAUAAUCACAAUAAAGAUGUGCGUUUUAACAAUUAGAAAAAUUUUAGUGCAUCAACGAGCUUUAGUGAGAUGUUACAGUGGUGCUAGUUUACUAGUUUAAUGCCAAGACUAGGUUUGUGAGCGGUGAGGGUGUACUGAUGCGACUUUAAAUAGCACUCUGAACAUAACCUCUCUCCGCUAUCCCACUUAUUUCAUUUGGUGAAGAUUGAUUUUAACAAAUGGUACCGAACCCGGACUUGUAAAUAAUUUAAAUUGGUGUGGAAUCAUUUAAAAUCGUCGACGGAAUAAUAAUAGUUCUACAAAUGUCAAAUGUCAAUUAUUAAUAACCAACAAGUGUGAAUAGCAAAUUGGGUGAAAAAAUAUCGUCUUUUGUGCGUGUUGUUUGUUAAAUUGAGCAAAAUGACGAGUACUGCGAUGGAGGAGUACGAGCUGAUGAAAGACGCCAAGUAUCGCAUGUAUGUGGCUGCCAUUGAUAAGGCUUUGAAGAAUUUUGAGUACACGUCUGAAUGGGCCGACCUUAUUUCGGCCUUAGGGAAGUUAAAUAAGGUGUUGUCAACUUAUAUGAAAUUUCCUGUAAUUCCUAGAAGAAUUAAGAUAAGCAAACGUCUUGCACAAUGUAUGCAUCCAGCUUUGCCUUCUGGCGUUCAUCUUAAAGCCUUAGAGACGUACGAUAUCAUAUUUAGAUGCAUGGGCACGAAUCGGCUUUCGCAGGAAUUGUUUAUCUACAGUGCUGGAUUGUUUCCACUAUUGGGUCACGCCGCCAUGAAUAUUAGACCUACUUUACUAACAAUUUACGAAACACACUUUGUACCUUUAGGAGAGAGGUUACGUCCAGCCCUUAGUGGUUUUCUUAGUGGCGUUUUGCCUGGUUUAGAGACGGGUUCAGAUCAUUUUGAUAGAACUAACACAUUACUAGAAAAUAUUUGCGAUGGGGUUGGUUCUAAAUAUUUCUACACUUGCAUAUGGCAAUGUGUUACCAACAACAGUCCGGUGAGAUUACCGGCCAUUAGUUACGUAUUGGCCCAUUAUAGUAGAAAAUUGCCAAUGGAUGAUCAGUUGUAUCUGAUGGGACAUGAUAUUGAUCUUAUGGUUUGUGGCUUGUGUGCCGCAGUUCAAGAUUCGAGUGUUUUGGUUCAAAGAUCGGCUUUAGAUUUAUUAAUGGUAUGCUUUCCUAUGCAUAAUAAACAGCUCCUGUAUGCGGAUAUGGUCCGGCUUGUAACUGCUGCUUUGUCAACGAUACUGAGACGGGAUAUGUCACUAAACAGGCGUCUUUACUCCUGGCUUGUUGAAGGCGACACAAACACAUCCAAUCAAGCAGAAACCGAAAACACUUCACUAACCGAACCUCACAGUUCAAUCGCUUACGAUUUACUUAACGAUGCUAUUAGAAUAAUUUUACGUAAAAGUAGCACAGAGGUGCCCUUAGAUAUAAAACCUUACCGACUUUUAACUUCUUUAUUCGACAAACCACAAAUCGGACCUGUCAUUUUAGACAGCAUUUUAUACGAUGUCUUUCGAACCCUAUACCUGUCCUGUUUACAACAACAAAAGCAAAAAAACAGCACCGUCAGGUGUGUCUCGUUCAAUGGCGAUUUGACGAGUCUAAAAAACACGGACGAAACCGUUUUAAACAAACAAUUUGUGACGAAAAAGUGCCAAGAAUUGGUAAAAAACGCAAAUUUGUUAUUCAACACCUUGCAGAAUUAUUACAUCUGGUCGUACAUUGAAAAAUUGUACGCCAACGCGGUCGAGAAUAUAAAAAAUUAUAAAACGAGGGACAGGUGCCAAGUGAACGAAAUCGGAGCUGGACCUCCGCAUAUUUUAGAAAUUUGCAUUCUGACGGAAUUUUUACUGGAAGUUAUCCCGAUCGAGUCGUAUGCCGAGACUACAUCCAACAUUUUACCGAAUUUAUUUAACAAAAUUGUGACCACUCUUAAAAUGAACAUCGAAGUUGUGAAUCAGCACGAGAUCGAGCACAGUUUGCUCCUGUGCACGAAAAUUUUGACGAAAAUUCAACCAGUCACAGUGACACAAAUCAAAGAAGUUGAGCUCGAUCUGGAAACUUCGAAUGUUGUCUCAGAAACGGAAAAAUCACUUGAAACUUCGGUUGUUAUUGUGAGUGAGGAGCCGAGAACAGCGCUUGAAAAAAGCAAAUCAGACUCGAAAAUCAACGAAAAUCUUAAUAAGAAUGAGUUAACGAUUGACGAUUCAAGCCGCGAGAGGUCGUACAGUAACCAAAUGUUGAAGAAAAAAGACAAGACUAGUCCAAAAAUCGAGAAAAAAUCCAAAAACAAAAAAUCAAAAUCCAGUUCAAAACUGUAUGAGUUGAACAAGAGUGAGAUUGAGUCGGAGGUGGCGUCGGAGGAGCCGCCCCCAGAGCCCCCGAAAAUUAUCAAAACUGCCAAAAUCGAAAAUAAGUAUUUUUUGAGUUGUUUGGAGGAAUAUAAGCAGUUUUAUGUGAUUUUCAUCGCGUCGAAAAUUUUGCCUGAGGUCGAAAUGAGCGCCUUUUUCGAGCACUUGCUCUGCGAUAAAGAUGAGAGAACGAAUCGUUUGAUAAAACUGCUAGAAGAGUGUUUGCAAAAGAACAGUGAGUUUAGUCCAGUUGAUUUUAGUAAUGUAAUAACGAAAAACGAAUUAACAGUGAAAAAUAUAGCGAGUGAAAAUGCAACGUGCGAAUACGAGUCGGCAAUGAACGUUGCCUCGAAUGUUUUGUUGGAGUUUUCAGCUUUUCCCAACUUGAUUGGUAGUGAUUUUGAGAGGGUUAUGCCGCAGUGGUUGCAGGCGUUGAUUGUGGCGGCUUGUUGUAAAGAAUCUUCAAGGGAGAUACAAAUUACUGCGAUGAGUACGCUUUUGGAGGUUUUUAGUUUGGCGAAAAAUCAAAAUUUUAUGAAGAGGGAUGAUUGCAAUACGAAUAUUGUCAUCACGGGGAUUUUGGAGUGUGAGCAUGUGUUGUUCAUUGAGGAGAAUACUGUUGUGAUAGAGGAAAUGGCUCAAAUUUUGUGGAAUUUGUUGGGGAUUUUGAAUAACCAGAAACAGCUACUUUUGUGUGUUACAUUGUUGUAUCAGAUACAUAACACUUUUGAUAAUAAGCCGUUUGUGGAGCAAGUUAUUAGCAAGUAUCUGACGAAUGAGCAUAUUUGUACGGAUUUUAUGAAGAGGUUUUUCCUGUUGUGGCAUUUGGGGAGAGACUUGAAUAUUAAGGUUUCACCCAAUAUGACAAAUGUAAGAAAUUUUGACAGAUCUCUGAUGAAGGUCCUCGACAAUUUGCAAAACAUCGAAAAACCCAACAUCCAACUACUCGCCGAAUCCUUCCUCACACACAGUCUCCUCCACGGCGACAUCCCUCGCAUUAUCAACCCAAUGCUGGUAAAACUAUUGGCCUCCAACACUGCCCGCGUGUCCAUACGUCACGUCAACAUCAACGACUCAGACGUCCAAAGCGAAAUAACAAUCCCCGACAAUCAAAAAACCGAAGAAUAUCAAACGAAAAAAAUCUACGCAGUGAGCAGCCAAAACGGCAACAUCAUGUACCACCUAGCCAGCGAUCAAGACCAAAAACCGGCCAAACGAAAAUGGUUCACGUUCUCAAAAGGUGGCAAAAAAUUCUCACCAACAGUCGUCAACAUGACGACAAGCGUUGUCGACGAUUUGAACGUCGUCACACGAAAAAAUAAGGAUUAUAAAAACGUACGGACAACACCCAAGUUGGACAAAAGCGCCAAAGGCAACAUGAAAGUGAUCAUAAACCCGUUAAGUUCGAAGGAAAUUUACUCAGACGGACUCAACGGCUCGUACUCCAAGCUUGACGUUAAUCGGUCGUCAACCGAAAGUUUGAGUUCGAGCAACGACGGAACCCCGGAUUCGCCCUUCAAAUCGUUGCCUCCGGAACCGGAACGGGACUCCGGGUACGAGUCGUUCGCCCGGAGCAAAACCCAACUCGAUUUAAUUUCGAAUUCUUCGAACAAACUGCUUGAAAGUAUCGAACCUAUUUCGGACGGUAUUAAAGACGAUAGUUUGGUCAACGGUGUGACAACAAAAAUCCCCAAAUCGCAGAGUUUUGACGAGAAAUGUUGCAACGGAAAAAGCGACGAAAUGGAAAAUUCGUUGGUACACAGUUGGUCGUACUGUAUUUCCGACUCUGAUAAUUUAAACGCCGAGCUUGAAAUAAGCACAAGUGCUGAGGAGUUUUUCAAUAAGAGUGAUAACGCGGUCGUUACGGAAAUCCUGAACGAAGUGUUGGAUAAAGUGUGCGAAUUGAUCGAUAAUCACACGCCGACUAGACCGACUGAUCUCGAUUUGAGAUCGAAAAUUAACGUUCAUUCGUCGAAAAACUGUGUUUUGUAUCCGAUUCAUUCACAUAUUUGUCUGUACUAUGAAGUUUUCGACUCGAAUCAAAUACUUUACGCCCUCCAAACGCUCAAAAACUGCAUCUUGUGUAACCCGCAAUUAUUUAUCAAGUGUUUGGCGACGAGUGGUGUCAAAGAUUUGAAAAACAACGAUGUUUUGAAUUUGCUAGCAAGACACCGAAAGUCAGUCUUGGGUUACAGUUUUUCCGGUAAAUUGAACCCGGAGUAUUUGAAUUUUUACCGUGGCUAUAUGUUUCUGGACGUUGUUAUUUUGAUUUGUUUGAAUUAUGCGCGGACGUUUUAUCCGCAUCUGGAUGAUUUGAAUGUGACCAGUGAGGAUUUGGAGAGUAAUUUUAAGAUUCAGUUGGAGAGUUUGGAAAUUUUGGAUGUGAUUAUACGGAAGUUGAUUACAAUGGUUAGUGAAAAUUCGAAGGGUUUUGCCAGUUAUAUAGGCGAUAUGUUGAUUAAGUGUAAGUUGCAAAAGGUUGUGUUGCAUUGUUUGUUGACUUCGGUGCGGAAUUUUGACGAAGAGAUGACGUUUGCCGAAGAAGUUUUGUUGUUUAAUAAUUUUCAAUUGUAUGAUGCCAAUCAUAAAGUGGGGGAUCAUGUGGAAGCCUAUCAAACGCGGCUUUUAAGAUUGAUCCACUCGUUGAUAAUUUUGGAGUAUCACGUUUUUUCAUCCGCACCACCUGUUAGUAGUUCUUCCCAAGAAUCAGUAACGCCCUCCACUGGCGAACACUUGAACUAUACUCCAACAAUCCUAAUCCCUCAACAAAACAUAUUUCUAUCGGCUGUAAUGAGCGCUUUACGGCACACUCACAUGAAAAAUUUGCACGAAAAGUGGCUAAACAUGAUUACAUGUUGUCUUCCCUACUUUGGCGAGAAUAUCAAACAAAUUACGAUCAGCGUGAUUCACCAGAUUUGCAACAAUAUCGAGGAGAUAGCGUGCAAAUAUACACAAUCAGAAAUCCACGGUGAAAUUUGUUCGGAUUAUGCCGUAACACAGCUCGAAUCAUUGACGAUUUUAUGUCACUAUUGUUUGCUGGAUUCGUCACAAACUGUGAAUCAGUUGAAUAUUCCCGCCAGUUCGAGCACUCCGAUCAGUAAUCCGGGUGAAAUUUUUAAUAAUUUGGUUAGUGCGUUUUUUGCUCCGGUUGGAUUGGAUAAUUCAACAUCGAAACAGAAUUCGGAUCAUUAUCAGAAUGCGCGAAAAACGAUUUUAAGUCAUAUGCCGAGGAUUAUUUCCAGUGUUGCAAAGUUGUGGCAAACUAUAGUUAAUUUGGAAAAUGACAAUAAUGGUGUGUAUGGGAGUUCAAAGGUUGUCAAGCAACAACUGUUGGAGUUUCUUAGUCCCAUUUCUGUUAAUCAUGGAGCAAGUUUCUUGGCUGCAAUUGCAGUGGCUUGGUACGAAAGGAGAAAUCUUUUUACGAAUAUCAAAGCGGUUUUGCCUGAACCCAACGCCGGCCAGAAUAAUUUAGUUUACCUGAUAUCAGCUAUAAGAGUCAUUCCACUUGAUAAUUUAGUACAAACUGUAACUGCUGUGAUAAAAAACCCUCCUCCCACUGAAGGUCUCAGUGCCGACAUUUGUUUAGAUGUCUCCGUUUUAGAAUUGUUUUAUUGUUAUAUGCGCAAUGCCUCACCGACUCAGUUAACAGAAGCUUGGAGUUCACUACUUGCCCUAAUAAGAGAAGGUUGUUCAUUGAGUCCUCCUGCACAGUUCCUCCUAGCUGCUUUAUUACACGAAUUAAUGAUAAAAUGUUGUCCGCUUGAAGAAAGAAAAGAUCAAAAGGACUUACAGGACGUCACAGCCAAAUUGAUCGAGUGUGUUUCACAAGUUUGUGGUUCCUGUUUGGAACAAACAACCUGGCUGAGGAGAAAUUUAGCUGUAAAGGAACAAGAUGAAGAUUUGACUCCCGACACUAAUAGUUUAACUGGAUCCAGUUCUGAUAUUGUCGUUGGGAAUAGUCACAGUGUUCAAGCACAACUGGUUCUAUCCGAAAUUUUGGCUCCUAUUUUAGAUAUUUGUUUCGGUUCUUCGGAAAAAGAUAAAGUCGUAACAAUUUUAACAUCUCUCAUGUAUAACAUCGUUCCGUAUCUUAAGACACACACAAUGAAAAAUAUGCCGAGUUUUCAUGCGUGUUCCAAGUUAUUGGCAGCUCUUAGUAGUUAUCAGUAUACGAGGAAGGCGUGGAAAAAAGAUGUGUUUGAGUUACUUCUCGACAAUUCGUUGUUUCAAAUGGAUUACAAUUGUAUAAAGUAUUGGAAAAUAAUUGUGGAUAAUUUGAUGACGCACGACAAUACCACCUUCAGAGAUUUGAUGAGUCGAGUGUCUUUGACCCAAAGCGGCAGCUUGAGUAUAUUUUCAUCUCGAGAACAGGAGUAUGAACAAAGGGCGCAGCUCUUGAAACGUCUCGCGUAUGUGAUAUUUUGUAGCGAAAUGGACCAAUAUGCCAAAUACAUGCCGGACAUACAAGAACAAUUGACAAGUAGUCUAAGACUGAAUGUGCCAGGUGUACAAGCACAAGUUUUUCUUUGUUUUCGUGUCAUCCUGAUACGUAUGAGUCCAAUACACAUUACAUCACUAUGGCCUAUUAUCAUAAGCGAAAUGUUACAAGUUUUUCUCCAAAUCGAGCAAGAACUGUUGACCGACACCGAGGAAUUUAGGACGGGCAACAGUUAUCAUAUAAAGCUGUUAUCAACCCUUGACGCAAGUUGGUCGACGAAUAGCAACAACGGUUUGCACGCCUUGGGCCACCCUCAUUGGUUGAGACUACAGUUGGCCACGGCUAAGUUACUAGAUUUGGCGUUGUUGUUGCCAGCUGUUACUUUACCCCAGUUUCAAAUGUAUCGGUGGGCAUUUGUGGGGGAUGAUUUAGAACGGCUCCACAGUUCGGCAGGGGCUUCAUUUAUCCCACACGUGGUCAGGAUAGCCAACCUGAUGGAUAAAAAAUUCACUGAUACACAAAUCGAAACUCUGCCAAUGAAACGAAAUGAAUUAUUACUAACUAUGAACAGUAUUAACCAACUAAAGGAUCUGCACAGCUUUUUCAAAACUCUUAGUCUAUGUUCUAAUCGACAUAGGACAGAAUGUAGCAAAAUAACAACCAGCGAUCAUCACACGUUAAAUGAUAGACAGUCUGAUAAAAAAUUGAUCAUGAUCUUGGAGAAAAUCGACAAAGUCAUUGAAAUGGAUUUUCUUGAUAAAAUUCCGCGAUAAGUGUAAUUUUCAAUUUCCAAAGAGUUCAGUAUUGAAAUGAGUUGUGGAAAAUGUCGUGACGUGGCAAUUAUUUUUAUUGUUUUGUUAUUUAUUGACUUGUUUUUUGUCUUUGUUAUUGCGGGUGUAAUUUUAUUGUAAAUAUGAUAGCAUUUAAAAGAUUGUGAUUUUAUAUUGUGAUGUAAUAAGAUGUUAAUAGCAUUGCCUAAAUGUAAUUAUUUGUAUUUAACUCUGUAGAUAAUUAUACACUUUGCUACAAUGGG
This is a messenger RNA of Tribolium castaneum (red flour beetle), 7868 nucleotides long. RefSeq lists its product as uncharacterized. The transcript has 18 exons. The record is from RefSeq and is a predicted model, not a curated record. Gene Ontology annotation, cellular component: endosome; trans-Golgi network. The coding region runs from base 445 to 7608 and encodes 2387 amino acids. NCBI's taxonomy places the organism in Eukaryota, Metazoa, Arthropoda, Insecta, Coleoptera, Tenebrionidae. Gene Ontology annotation, biological process: Golgi to endosome transport.